Volvox carteri f. nagariensis is the source of this 4209-nucleotide messenger RNA. RefSeq lists its product as uncharacterized. The transcript is spliced from 18 exons. The record is from RefSeq and is a predicted model, not a curated record. Bases 1 to 4209 code for a protein of 1402 amino acids. Gene Ontology annotation, cellular component: nucleus. NCBI's taxonomy places the organism in Eukaryota, Viridiplantae, Chlorophyta, Chlorophyceae, Chlamydomonadales, Volvocaceae.
AUGGGCGCGCAGGAGGCGCCCGCCGGCACUAAGGCAGGAAAGGUGCCGGGCAAAAAGGUUGAUGCGGACGCACUCAAGCAUGAUGUGAAGGCGUUUGCGUCUCAAUUAGGCCUGGUCCGGGGUGGUGGAGGCGAUGAUGCCUUCAGCGAUUUUGCUCCCAGUAAGGCGAAACAGAAGAUUGCCCCUGGCAGCAAGCCUAAUAAAAGGCAGCGUCUGAAUGAUGAUGCACCUGUAAAGGGCCAAGUAUCUAGCAAGGGUUCUGCUAUGCUCUCCCAACGACAGCAGCCGCCAGCGAACAAGGAGAAUGGCACUGCCAAGUCUGCAGUGCGUCCAUCCGGCAGGGAUAAAGAUUCGGACGGCCAAGCCAACUUGCACGCAAAGCAGCGCGGAAGCAAAGCGCACGGUCCCAAAUCGGCGCCGGCACAUCAUGGCGGCGGCUCGACAGACCAAGGGGCUGAAGGCGACCCAACAAAGGCCCGCGAUUGGAACUUUGGUGUUGGACCAAGGCCAGGCGAGGCGAAGGGCUUCAAGUCCCUUCUGGGCAAGUCCGAUUCCAACGUCUGGUACCGCGCAGCAGCUGCGCUGUCAUCCGCCGCAGCUGCAUCUGCGGCCCCCGGCCCCCCAACCUCGGGGGUUGAUCCCGACCUUUUUGAGCGCCGCCGCGCGGCCGCAGAGGCUCUUAUGGAGGCCGAGGCCGCCGCCUUCGAGAAGGAGCUUCAACGCCGCAACCCCAGUGAUGCUAACUGGCUGCAGCAAGUACGACGAGCGGGUACGAGCACGGACAAGCUUGCGGCGGCGACGCUGUUAGUGCAGGAGAGUGUGGUGGCCAACAUGAAGGCUCUGGACCAGCUGGUCAGCCUGGCGACGAAACGAAGUGGCGGCAAGGAGCUUGUACGGCAAGCCAUGGAAGGCCUGCAGGCGAGGCUUCGAAGUAUUGGACACGAUGCACUUAGGUUCUUGGGUGCCGUGGGAUGGGGGCGUGUGCCCGGUGCAGCUAGGAAUCUAGGCACUUGCCUUACGGAGCUGUUCACCACUGUGUUGCUGCCUGAUCGCAAACUCAGGUUCCUCGAGCAGCAACCGCUGCAGGACCUGCCCUCAGGUCGUGAUGGUGAGAAGCUGUUGUUGCUGUGGUGGGCGGAGGACUGUGUGAAGCGGCGCUAUGCCAUGUUCGUGGCGGCACUGGAGGAGCACAGCCGGGACAACUUGGAGUUUCUCAAGGAGAAGAGCAUGCGAGUUAUCGCGGAGCUGUUGUCUUCAAAGCCGGAAUGCGAGGCGCGGUUGCUGGCAGCCCUGGUCAACAAGUUGGGUGACCCUUCCCGCAAGGUGGCCUCGAAGGCGGUCUACUUGCUGAUGCAGCUGCUUGCAACACAUCCCGUCAUGAAGCCAGUCGUCGUGCGGGAAGUGGAGCGCUUUGUCUUUCGUCCCGGGCUAGCAGACAAGGCCCGCUACUACGCCGUAGUCUUUCUAAACCAGGUACCUCUCAGCCAUCGUGCGUCUGAGGGUGGCGACGCACUGGCUCGCCAGGUGAUCAGCGUGUACUUCACGCUUUUCAGGAUGGUGGUCGAGGGACAGAUUGGCGUGGCGGCGCAGCUUCGGAAGCAGCAGGAGGAGAGGUACGCCGAGGAGAAGAAGAAGUUUUGGCGGGAGCAGCGCAAGGCUGCUACCGCCCGGCCAGGUGGUCGCGGUGGCCGGGGAGGUCGCGGUCGCAAGCCCGCCAGGCCCCCACCGCCGCCCAAGAUGGCUGUGGCGGAGGAGGUGGACGCCCGGCUGCUGUCCGGACUCAUCACGGGCGUGCGCCGUGCCUUCCCCUACGUCAAGCCUGAGGAUGUGGAGCCGUUGGUCGAGCAGUCUGCCAGCCAGCUGUUUCGCCUUGUGCACACGGCGCCGUUCACGGUUGCCGUACAGGCGCUCAUGCUCAUGUACCAGCUCAUGUCGGCACGAGCGGCGAUCAGCGACCGGUACUACCGGGCGCUGUACGCAGCUUUGGACCGUGACGGCCCCACCACAUCGUCUCGCGCACCCAUGUUCCUUGCGCUGCUGUUCACGGCCAUGCGGGGCGAUGUGUCAGUGAAGCGCGUGGCGGCGUUUGCGAAGCGCCUGCUGCAGCUGGCCGCUGCCGCGCAGCCCAACUGGGCGUGUGGAGCGCUCAUGCUCAUCUCCCAGGUGCUCUCCUGCCAGCCAGCUCUCUGGGCGUCUAUCAGCCAUCCGGAGGAUCUGGGGGGCACAGGUGAGGAGCAGUUCAAGGACCCGGACGACGACCUCCUGGCAGACGGCGAUGAUGACGACGGAGUGGAACGCUUUCGAGACCACGACGGCUCCGAGGACGAAGACGGGAACGAGAACGGCAUGGGGAGCCAUGUUGGCGGAAAGUCGUCGUCACACAAGGGAAAGAAGUUGCGAAAUGGGUCAGCUGAAGGCGCUAAGAAGAAGGGAGGGAGGAGAGCCGCUGGUUCGGAAAGCGAGGAGGCGGAAGAGGAGGAGGCGGAGCUGGCAGGUGUCGAGCUGGACCUUGACGGCGCACGCCGGCGGACGCAUGCUUUGGCGAGUCCCAGCGGCCGCGAUCUGGCGGCGCCGCCGCCGUCAGGGCUACUUGCGGCUAAGGCGGCGGCAGCGGCGGCGAAGGCCCUAGCUGCGGUGCCGUCGGCAUGGCCUCUGCCUAGCUACUACCAGAUGGACAAGAGGGAGCCGCUGUACGCCAACGCCGACCGCUCGUGUUGGUGGGAGCUGACGGUGCUGGGGGCCCACGCGCACCCCUCCGUGUCCGCCAUGGCGCGAUCGUUGCUAAGCGGCGCGCCUGUCGUGUUUGACGGCGACCCGUUACGUGACCUGAGCUUGGUGGCAUUCCUCGACAAGUUUGUCAAUAAGAAGCCCAAGCCCGUUGCCCGCGGGACCUCGGUCAUGCAGCCCACGGCGGCGCCGCUGGGUGGCGCGCUGGGCUCCUUGCAGGCAGCAGUCGCAGAAGCGGGCGGCAAGAAGCAGCCCAAGCAGAAGCAGCAACAGCCGCGGCCCGUCAGCCUGGCUCAGCUAAGCAGUGAGGCCUUUGCUGCACUGGCGGAGGCUCGGGUGGAGUCUGCAGACCUCUUCUUCCACAAGUUCCUCAACCUCAAGGGAGUUAAGGACAAGCGGGCAGCCCGCGCGGAGGCCAAGUCGUCCAAGAAGGGCCAGGAUGGCGAGGGUGAUGAGAAGGAUGGUGCUGGUGGUGACGAGUCGCUCAGUGAAGCGGAAGACGACGAGGUCGACCGCUACUUGGAGAAGCAGGAGUGCAUGGCGGAUGACACGCUGGGCGGCUCCGAGAUGGGCUACGACUACGACCAGUUGGAAGCUGCCAUGGAGGCGGAUGACCUCGACGACGACGACGAGGAGGAACAGCCGGGGGUGGAUGAUGAUGGCGACGAGGACGAUGCCGAUGGCGAAGACGAAAAGAUGGCCGCCGACGACGAUGAGGAAGAGGACGGUAGCUUGGACGGCGUCAACAUCCUGGAACUGCCAAGUCCCAGUGCUGACGACGAAGCGGAAGAGGAGGGUGACGAGGCGGCGGCAGCAGCUCGGCGGCAGCGGCACAGGGAGGCCAUGAAAGCAGCGGGUAUCUCCAAGGCAGACCUGGAGGCGCUGUCUUCGGAUGAGAAUGAUGAUGUGGAUGAGGAUGACGGGGCUGAGAGCUCUUCUGAAGGGGGAGACGGCGGGUCUUCGAGCGACGGGGUUGAGGAGGAGGAGGACGAGGACAGCGGAGGCGAUGAUGAGUUUCUGCGUAUGUUGGCUGGCGGCAGCGACGACGAGGACGUGGAGAUGGAGGAGGCUGGCGAGGACGAGGACGAGGAUGGCGACGAGGCGGGGCCGCGGCCGAUGUCGCUUGCGGCGGGGGUUAGGAAAGGGGCCAAGGCAGGCGGUAAUACUGGCAAGAAGGAUAAGAAAGCGGAAGGGGGAGGCGGCAAAAAGGGCGGGGGCAGCUUGUUCGCCAGUGCGGAUGAUUACGCAGCGCUCAUUGAUCGAGCGGAGCGGGAGCAGGCGGAGGGGCGGGGAGGCGGGGAGCGGGAGGGGCGAGGAGGAGGAGGCGGCGGUGGUAAGGGGAGGGGCAGAGGGCGGGGUGGCGACAAGGGUGGCCGUGGGGCUAUGGCGGCAGCUAGGCGAGAGAAUCAUGGUGGGAGGAGAGGGGGCGGUGGUGCGCGGGGGAGGAGAGGGGGCCGUGGAGGAGCUGGCCGGCGGACUUGA